This is a messenger RNA of Lipotes vexillifer (Yangtze River dolphin), 861 nucleotides long. It is a transcript of the gene ING5, whose product is annotated as inhibitor of growth family member 5. Lineage: Eukaryota; Metazoa; Chordata; Mammalia; Artiodactyla; Lipotidae. The transcript is spliced from 8 exons. Bases 22 to 744 code for a protein of 240 amino acids. Gene Ontology annotation, molecular function: chromatin binding. Gene Ontology annotation, biological process: regulation of DNA-templated transcription; positive regulation of apoptotic signaling pathway. The record is from RefSeq and is a predicted model, not a curated record. Gene Ontology annotation, cellular component: nucleus.
AGAGCGCGGCCGCGGACGAAGAUGGCGACCGCCAUGUACUUGGAGCACUACCUGGACAGUAUCGAGAACCUACCCUGUGAGCUUCAGAGGAACUUCCAGCUGAUGCGAGAGCUGGACCAGAGGACAGAAGACAAGAAAGCUGAGAUAGACAUCCUGGCUGCAGAGUAUAUCUCCACGGUGAAGACUCUGUCUCCGGGUCAGCGUGUGGAGCACCUGCAGAGGAUCCAGAGCGCCUACAGCAAGUGCAGGGAGUACAGCGACGACAAGGUGCAGCUGGCCAUGCAGACCUACGAGAUGGUGGAUAAGCACAUCCGGAGGCUUGAUGCGGACCUGGCUCGCUUCGAGGCGGACCUGAAGGACAAGAUGGAGGGCAGCGACUUCGAAAGCUCUGGAGGACGGGGGCUAAAAAAAGGUCGAGGUCAGAAGGAAAAGAGGGGCUCCCGGGGUCGUGGCAGGAGGACCUCCGAAGAAGACACCCCAAAGAGGAAGAAGCAUAAGGGAGGGUCCGAGUUCACCGAUACCAUCCUGUCGGUGCAUCCCUCUGAUGUGCUGGACAUGCCCGUGGACCCGAACGAGCCCACCUACUGCCUGUGCCACCAGGUGUCCUACGGGGAGAUGAUCGGCUGUGACAACCCGGACUGCCCCAUCGAGUGGUUUCACUUCGCCUGUGUGGACCUGACCACGAAGCCCAAAGGAAAAUGGUUCUGUCCACGGUGUGUUCAGGAAAGGAGGAAGAAGAAAUAAGGAAGAGGCAGACGCCCGGGGACCCGAAGAGCACGUUAAUACAUCCCUUCAUUCACGUCGCAAUAUUUUAUCUUCAUUUUAAAACAACCUUGUUUCCAAUGAUAUUUAAUAACUCAA